GCGUCAUCUGCGGUCUGUUCAAACAUGGAGGAGAGAGAACGAACAAGUGUCAACUCCGAAAGUAAAGAAGCUGCAACAUCCCGCCCGCAGCAGGAUCCGGCUGCAGCUGCAAACCCCGGUGGUGAUGGAGACACUAACGUGUGCUCCGACAGCUUCGACCCGCUGCUGGCUCUGUACUGCCCCGCCGCGCCGCGGCUCCCCUUCCCCAACAUCAAGUGUUUCAACAACGUGGCGGAGUACGAGAGCUUCCUGAAGGGCGGCCGGGGCCGAGCCAAGCCGGAGAAUGUGGAGAAGAAGCAGCGGAAGGCGACGAGGGGAGCGGCGGACCCGCAGCGCAUCGAGAGGCUGCGGAGGCUGAUGGUGAACAACCCGGCGCCGGCCGAGGGGGAGGCGGGGAGCCGAGUACCGGCCCGGAGGAGGAACCGCGUCCAGAAGAACGUGCUGACCAGGAUGGCCCUUUGUAAGGGCAGUCCGCUGGGGCAGUUGCACCGCUGCAUCGAGGAGAGGAUACGCGUCAAAGUUCACAUCAGGAGCUUUAAAGGACUGCGGGGGGUCUGCUCCGGCUUCAUCGUGGCCUUCGACAAGUUCUGGAACAUGGCGAUGGUGGAUGUAGAUGAGACGUACAGAGAGCCUCUGUUCGGACAAGCCUUCUACCACGAGAAAGCCCUCACCAUCUCCCGUCUCUUUGAAAAGUUGAAUCUCCAGGAAGGCUCGGGUGGCAACGAGCCAGUUGAGAGGCAGGAAUCCCAGGAAAAAGUCGGCCAGCAUCAACCUACAAAUCCCAAAGCUGCUGGAAAGAGUGGCUCUGCUCAGCCUGCUAAUGUGAAAGGAGAUGGCAGGGCAGCAGAGUUGAAGCUGUCACAAGCUGUUAAACGGGAGGCACAGAAAGUGUCGCUGCAGGACCAGGAUUCACAGGAGAAACAACCUCAACCGUACGGGAAGGUCCGUACGCGCCACAUCAACCAGCUUUUCAUCCGUGGCGAGAACGUCAUCCUGGUUAACCCGCAACCUCUAUGAUCUAUGCAUUUAGUCUCUGAUGAUCUGUUUUACACUGAGCUUCUGUACCAGGGUGAGAUACUUAAUUUAGAUUCUGGUGAAUCAAACAAACUGUUGUAUCAUAUUGAUAUGGAGGUUUCUCUCAAUCCACUGAAGAAUAAAAGCUUCUCUCUUCCAA
Molecule: messenger RNA, 1174 nt
Organism: Cololabis saira (Pacific saury)
Lineage: Eukaryota; Metazoa; Chordata; Actinopteri; Beloniformes; Belonidae
Gene: lsm11
Product: LSM11, U7 small nuclear RNA associated
Exons: 4
Coding region: 25-1017 (330 amino acids)
Biological process (GO): mRNA 3'-end processing by stem-loop binding and cleavage
Cellular component (GO): U7 snRNP
Molecular function (GO): U7 snRNA binding
Source: RefSeq, a predicted model, not a curated record